GAACACAAAUGAAAAUGGUGUCCUUGACAAAGGUUCUGAAUACAGCGAUGGCUGCGGUGAAAACAACGACUGUAUGACUAUGUUAUCAUUACAAGUAGCUAUGUUGAUGAUUAUGAAACCUUUACCCAAGUUUUGCACUGAUUAUCUUUUACCGUAAGUACCAGAAAUACAUUUAUGCAAAAUGUUACAUUAUUAAUUGUUGAAUUCAGAACAAUAUUAAAGCCGACAUAAUUAUUUUAAACAUUGUUAAGGUAAAUGUAAACACAAGGUGACAGCAUUCUGGCCUAAAAUAUGUUAUUUUGAAAUUACACUAAAAUGAAUCGCUCACUUUUCUGCAGAGAAAAGUAAAGUUAGCCGGCGAGGAUCUGAAACGUCGUGUAAGGCUCUGCGUAGGAGAGAGAAUGAAUCAUCAGUUCAAGGUUCAACUGAUCAUGUGAAUUGCAGGCGCAUGAAACAUACUAGCAUAUAGUUAUUCUGGCCACUCUCGCACACUAAAAAGAUUUUUGGAUCAUGAGACAGACAUGCUUUGUGAAAACUAGCGCCUCCCCUGUAGCCACCUCCCUAUUAACGUUGCAUCAUAUGCAUGGCCAAUAGCGACCAUGAACGUGUAGAAUGCGACGGCGACGGUAAACAAGCUCAUUGAACCAAGUGAUUACAUAAGAAAACUUGACGUUUAUUAUCCAUUGUGUGAAAAAUAAUACAUUUUUAAAAGGAUCAACGUCAACACAGUGUUUAUGAUUGAGAAAAGUUCUAGGAUCCAAUUCAAAGUAGCAGUUCUCCCGGCUUUGAAAUGCAAGCGUUGUAUACAAGGCAUAAUGUCUGGGCUGGAGGUUACCUUUACUUAGGUUUACCCCAACCUUACCUUAUCUUACCUUACCUUACCUAUACCUUACCUUACCUAUACCUAUACCUUACCUUACCUUACCUUACCUUACCUUACCUAUACCUUACCUUACCUUACCUAUACCUUACCUUACCUUACCUUACCUAUACCUUACCUAUACCUUACCUUACCUUACCUUACCUUACCUUACCUUACCUUACCUUACCUAUACCUUACCUUACCUUGCCUUGCCUUGCCUUGCCUUGCCUUGCCUUGCCUUGCCUUACCUAUACCUUACCUAUACCUUACCUAUACCUUACCUUACCUUACCUUACCUUACCUUACCUUACCUAUACCUAUACCUUACCUUACCUUACCUUGCCUUGCCUUGCCUUACCUAAUUUAGCCUAACCUUAUUUUACCUUGCCUUGCCUUGCCUUGCUUUAUCUUACCUUAUGUCAUAUUAUUUAGAAUCCUUGAGCGAUUUUGGCACAGGUAUAUAAAACGAGGAUGCUGUUGGUGCUGCAAGGAUCGAAAAGUUCAUAGCUCAUUUGAAAUCUCAGUUGAAGAAGUUAUUCAAAGCGAGUUAGAAAAACCUGAACUUGGAGAUUUUACAAUAUCUGAAUAUAAUGAAAAAGGCAAGUUAUUAGUUAUCAUUGUGAGGUAUACAACUAAAAUGGACUCUAACUUGGACUGUACCUCGCACUGUUUUAUAGUUUAAUGCAUUGUGAAAGAUUUAAAGACUUUUCAAUACAGCAAAAUUAGGUUUUUCAAGUGUUGAUAUUUGUUCCAGUCGAUUUCAAACUUCAGAAAACGUUACAAAGCCAGGAGAACUUGUAAUGGUGAUACACGAAACAUGUAAAAUGACCUGUAAAUUUUGUUUUCGCACAUUUACCAGGCUUUUUGUUUAUUUUUUAGUUAUACAGUAUGGAUUUUUAAUGGUAUGUUGAGCACUAUCAAAGUUAAAUUUUAUUCCUCUGCUCAUCCGUGUGUUUAAAAUUUACAUAAUUGUAAUUUACCUUGUUUCUGUUCGUUUGUUUAAUUACGUAUCUUUUAAUUUUAUAUUUGAAUUUGUUCUUAUCUUUCUUCUUCUGGGCUAGCUCGAAUAUCAUUGGCUAGUUUCCUCCAAUCUUCACGGUCGUCCAUGGUAGUUUUCAACUAUUCAGUGGUUAGUUCAGUGUCUUUCUUCAACUGAACAACAAACGUAAUUGCUGGUCUUCCCCUCUUCCUAAUUUCUUGCCCUGGCUGCCACAGUAAUACUUGACUUGCCUUUCCACUUUUCUCCUCCACAUGUGCCCAAUAAACUUUAUUGUGAUAUUGUGAUGCUGCUAAGGUCCAGCUAAUUUGUGUUCUUUCCAUGAAACAUCGAGUAGGCUACCACUGUUAGCAUUCGCGUAUACCUGCGAUCCAGUCGGUGAUUCAUUUGGUUUGUAAGGGUGGAUUUAUAAAGUAUGAUUAUAUGUUUAAAGGACGUCUUUGAUCGGCAUCUAGUUGAUAUCAGAGCGUUCAUAAGAUAGGGCGGUGAAAGGAGCCGUGUGCUUUGAAGUAUAUGUGUGAAUGUGAUGUUUUCCUGCAAUUUAUAUAAUGUCUCCCGAGUUAUUUUCCUUGUACGUCGUGUUUGAUCACACAUUGCAAAGAAAGUUUAAAAAACUGAUACUUAUACCUAAUAAUGGAGUAGCUGCCCCGGGGUUUUUGCUAAGUUCUGGUGACAGUAUAAGUUAUUAAAAAAUAUCAGUAGGCCUACACAUCGAAAGCAGGUUGGAACUGCUGAAGAAGCCGUGAUGAAGAAUACGCAAGCUUGCUUGCAGGCAAUCUACAGUUUUUCAUUAUAUUUUGGUUUAUGGUCAGGAAUGGUCGUACCAAUAAAAAGAACAAGUAUUAUUCUGUCAAAUAUCAAAGUGCCACAAAACGCUUUUAAGCGAGCCUUGGAGUGCGCGCGAGUCAAGUUUAAUGAAAUUUUUAUGCACAUGCAUUGCAAAGUUCAAAACAUUUUGCCAUGAAAGUUGAGAGGAAUAAAGAUUAAUACUUUCUGAGUUAUGAAAUAAGUGAAACGUUUCAACAAGAGAAGAAUAUGAGAGAAGUCAGAGUGAUGGUCGGCUUCAAUGUAGAAAAUUUUCGUUGCUUAGCUUAUAAGAAUGCCUCAAACCACGUUGUAUCUACAAUUAAAGGCAUGAAUAACAAAAUACAGAAAUAUACCUACCAUCGAGUAAUUUCAACAUAAUAAGAAAUUUUAAUCAGCCUCCUUCAGGUUCAUUGUUUUGAUGAAAUUCACAGCUGGACGCGCUAGCCCCAGGCCUGAAGCGCAUCACACAUGUUUCAGUUCGUUCUAUUACCGUUUCACCACCCUAUCUUAUACACCCCUUGAUUAUGUCGAAACAUCUUUCGUUCCAUAUAAUAUAUUACACUAUACUUUUACAUUUAAUGAAUUUAUUCUCAUUAUGUUUUUGUCCAGCUCUUUGCCGCAGCAUUUCCCCUGGCUCCCUUGAUUGCCCUAGUCACCAAUAUGUUUGACUUGAGAUUGGAUGCUAAGAGACUACUCUGGACAAACAGACGUCCUGUGGCGUAUAGAGCUGAGGAUAUUGGUAAGAAAAACAUCUAGUUAUAAAAGAUUGUGGUCUACAAUCCUUGGGGUAAUUCUUAAUAUCCAGUAUCUGUCCAGUGGGCUCCAUAUAUAGCCGGAGCGAGAACUUGAGUCCAAAAAGUGUCGCGAAGAUGGCGGAAAUUGAAGAGCUAUUGGACGUCAGUUCCAGUCCUUUUCUAUUGUUUUUGUCUGCACGGUUAACACGAAGCUGGCAAGGAAUGUACCGAAAUUUCGUAUUUUGACAUUGAUUUAAAGAAUAAUACUAUGGUUUUAUGAACUGAUAACUUGUUUUAGCGAUACGGUCGUUAAAAAAUGGAAUUAAAACUGUUUACGACCGUCAAUUUCCGCCAUCUUAGCUUCACUUUUCUCAUAGACCGAAUGACUGAAGUUCUUGCUCCAGAUAUAUAGAGCUCACUGUAACUGCCAUAGUAUAUCAACUGCUGACGUGAUCAACGUGCAAUAAUUCCAUUUUUGGACCGAACUUAGUUCCAAAAAAAUAUUAUUGCACGCUGUAUAGCCCUAGUCCCCAGCGCGGUUGGUAGCUUGUAUAUAAAUCCCGUAAAAUUUUAAAAUAACAAAAUGGCUUGUAGUGAUUCCUUCUUUACAGAAAAAAGGAACUGUGCAAAUUAUUGUCAGCAAAAGACAGUGACAGCACCGAAAUUGUUACACAAUAAUGCAGAGCUAUCUUCGACUGAUAUUUGUUCUUUUUUCUUUAAAUAAUAUUCUUGUUUCUUCUUUUCCACCGGCCGACAGUCUUGGAUUUCUUGUUGGUUCGUUUGAAUGUACAAUAAAAUAUCUUUAUUGCUAAACUUGUCAGAAUUAAAAAACCAAGACUGACCGGUGAUGAUUCGGUCAUACUGUAGUUACUUUGAAGUUGCCCUUUGCCCAAAUUUGAAUCACAUGGAAGCAAUCUAAAUUUUAAGCUUAAAUUUCCAUAUGUUUUCCAGGCAUGUGGUAUUCAAUUUUGGAAUUUUUAAAUGUCGUUGGCGUUGUGACCAAUUCAUUCCUAGUGGCAUUUACAUCACAAUAUGGUCGGCAUUGGGAAGGUGAUUCGACAUAUAUCUCAGUUAGCCAAGAGAUGCAUAACUCCACCACAAAUGCAACUGUUCUUCUUCAAACCAUCACCGAGCAAUCUCCAAGUAGAAACAGACUGUGGUUGAUAAUUGGGUUUGAGGUAAACUACGUUUAAUUCCAUUAACCUACAGUACAUAAAAAAUACUUAAUUCUGAUUGACUGACAGUAGUGCAAAUUUUGUAACAGAGUGCAAAAAAUGAAAUUCAUCUUAUCUUAUUCGUUGAUUGUUUCAUCCAAUUGCACUUGGAUAUACAUGCAGCCAAAAAAGAAAAUCAGUAUUAAAAAAAGAAAUUCAGUGCCAAAAAGGAAAUACGUGGCAAGCAUCUAUAAAACAAAAGAAAUUUUGAAUAAAGUUUUUACAGUUGAGAACCUGUAUUAAGUUGUUAGCCAUUGAAAUGAGUGAGUAAAUAAUUUAUUUCGUAGGUGUUUCAAGUGACCAUGAAUUUGCUUCUAUAAUUUUUAUCAUUUAUAGACCUGGACGGCUGGAGCGAGGGGGAUUCGGCGAAAUAUUACCCGAAGUGAUAUUUCCCGAGGGGCUUUGCCCCGAGGGAAAUAUCAUCACUGAGGGUAAUAUUUCGCCGAAUCCCCCGAGCGGAGGGUCUAUAAAUGAUAUAUUAUACCGAAAAUUAAAAGCCUCCAAGUUGAAAAUUAAAAACUUGACACAUACCUUCGUGAAUACGAUGUUUUAUUUUCGGAUUAACGCAAGUAUCGUAGCUUUUCUUUCGAAUCACAUAUCGUUUGGAAUAUUAAUGACAAAGCCCCAGGUUUUAGGUUUGAAAAAGCUCCAGGUUUUAGGUUUAAAAUUGAAUUAUUCAUCACUCAUUAAUACUAUUUAAUAUGUUUUGUCGGCCAUCUUGUUGUCAUGCGUGUUGUCCCGCGUGGUCUACGCGAAUAAUGUUCCACCCCAUGUUCCCCGGGGAACAUGGGGUGGAACAUUGUCAAAAGAAACGCAGGCUCGCUAAUUGAUGACGUAAGGCGUGAUAUCGCGAUUAAUUUCAUGCUCACGUGGCACAAACUAAGCUUCCUGAUUGGACAAUUUGAAUUUGAGGUAUAAUAUUUUCAUGUAUAUACUGUAUUAUUAAUAAAUAAUAGUAUGGCUUCUCAUGCAAGUUGCAAAAACAUACACUCGUGAGUUUUUCAAUGACUGACAAUUUUGACGCCUUUGAGAAACUCACUAGCUCGUGCAUGCCCCUCUCCCUCCAAAUUGCACUCAAAACCAUACUAAAUGACAAACUGUAUAAACGAUAAAAAUAUUUUCAAAAUUCCAGUGUUUUUUGCCAUACAGGCGAAGAAUUUAUUAACGGCCAUAUUCCACUUUCAGCACAUCGUAUUUGCAGUGAAAUUUCUCAUCGCGCUGGUUAUUCCUGACGUUCCAUCUCAUGUGAGAAUAGCAGAGAGGCGGGUAUGUAAAAAUGAUCAAAAUUUGAAAGAGAGGAGUGUCUGCCCACAACCAACUGGAGGUUCUUGUUGUUUGUUGCGUGUACACCCCCAAAGAAAAGUUAAGGAAGGAGGCCAAUUUCCCCAGAGGGCCCCCCAAAAAUGCUGAAAUUGCGGAACGUGUUAAAUUUUAAGGAAUAUUCUGAGAAAUUGAGCUGAAAAAUUUUGGAAAACGUAUUUUUAACACCCCCACCCCCGGGUCCAAAAAAGGUUCGGGAAAACAUUUUUGGGAAAUUUUACUUUUACAGGAAAACGAUGACCUGCCCUGCCCCCAAAUGUUUGAGUUCACCCCCAACGACAUAUCGCUUGGUACGUCCCUGCGUUCAAUAUAAAUUUCCCGUUACAACACUGUUCUAGUUAUUAUUAAGUUAGGAGUGGGGUUAGAGUUAGGCCCAGAGUUCGGACAAGUUUUAGGAUUAGGAUUUUAUGGAUUGAGGUACAAUAAUUCCCUGCAUUUCAAUUGUAUUUGUUAAUAUUGGAAAAUGACCCUUCCUCGUCAUUCUUAGGAAAAAUACCACGUUGAUCAGUUGCUGGAAAAAGCUGGAGUGAGCACAGGGCCACAGAAGAAGCCUUCGCAAACAACUGAUCGAAAAGAUAUGGAAGUACAAACUGAGCCUAAUACCGCCUAUCCAGUAAUUUCAAUGUCUGAAGAAAACGCUGAAAUUGUUCAUUCAACAAUACGUCCGGCUACAAUAUCACAUCAGACCGAGGUCCAUCCUGAAUUACGUUCCCGCGUUACGUCACAGCCUAAGACGAGCAAUGACGUCAUUGCGGGAAGCACGAAUGUAGUGGGACACUAUGAACAUACACAUUUUGUUAAUCCACUGCCGUCCCCUCUUCCCUCAGGAUACAAACCAAAUUUAGCAGUUGUUGACAAUUCUACAGGCAGUACCUCCCUAGCGUGAAAACAUGCUGUCAAAUAGUCUCAGCUAUGACCAAUGGUUAUUUAAUGUGGGACGGAGCCUUGCAGAAUGGAAAUUUUUGAAAGAUUUGCUACCAACGUGAACACACCAAUGUAUGUAGCAAUGUAUAAUGGGAAAAACAACAACUGUCAACAGUCUAACAAUAUAUCCAUCACAGACACAUAUAUAAUAGAAGAGGUCCUCCCCGAAAUAUGGUAUGAUUGAAUUGUGUACGUACGAAAUGUACACUACAUACAACAUAAUGUGAACAUACAAGAGAAUGCAAGAACAAUUUGUGGUAUUCCACCAAAAAGGAAUAAAAUUGGUCUCGAAUACAUAUUUCAUGCAAUAAAUGAGCUAACAACUUAUGAACCAAAUAAUGAAUAACAUAAGAAACAUUUCCAAGCAGACUUUAUUGAACGCUUCCGUCAACUAAUAACUAUGAACUAAUUUCUUUAGCGAGAACAAUUGGCAAAAACGAAAAAGUAUAAAGUAAAAGCUAACGAAUGUCAAAUAUGACAAAAAUGACGUGAACCAUAAAGUAAUUAUCGUAUUAUGCCUUAGGGUGGUAACAAGACAGUGUCAAUGACAUGCAUUACUCCAUUGUAAGCAAUAAUAUUAGCUUGGAUCAGUGUUGUGUUUUUGUUAAAUACCACUUUCGUUCCGCUUGCUGUGACACUGAUAUCCUCACCUUCAUACGUUGUUACUGAGCCAGUCUCGAAACCAGCUAAACAAGUUAUCGUUUCCAGUAUAUGAUACUCAAGGACGUCAACUAAGAACUGGUGGUUAUCAUUCAUUUUCUCUACCACGUCGUGUGCCAGUUUUCCAAAUGCAUCAUCAUUUGGUACAAGCACUAAAUAAAUACAUAAAGCGAG
Molecule: messenger RNA, 7692 nt
Organism: Paramuricea clavata
Lineage: Eukaryota; Metazoa; Cnidaria; Anthozoa; Malacalcyonacea; Plexauridae
Source: the annotation of a GenBank genome assembly